Molecule: messenger RNA, 1858 nt
Organism: Dipodomys ordii (Ord's kangaroo rat)
Lineage: Eukaryota; Metazoa; Chordata; Mammalia; Rodentia; Heteromyidae
Gene: Rnf34
Product: ring finger protein 34, E3 ubiquitin protein ligase
Exons: 6
Coding region: 95-1213 (372 amino acids)
Biological process (GO): proteasome-mediated ubiquitin-dependent protein catabolic process; protein K48-linked ubiquitination; negative regulation of extrinsic apoptotic signaling pathway via death domain receptors
Cellular component (GO): plasma membrane; cytoplasm
Molecular function (GO): ubiquitin protein ligase activity
Source: RefSeq, a predicted model, not a curated record
UCGCCACCUUCUGGAAGGAAGGAGGUCGGCUGUUAGGAGCUGCUAUGGUGCUGAAUCCCCUGGCAGAGCCGACCGAGCCGAGGUGGUCGUGGCCAUGAAGGCGGGCGCCACCUCCAUGUGGGCUUCGUGCUGUGGGCUGCUGAAUGAAGUCAUGGGGAGCGGAGCUGUCAGGGGCCAGCAGUCAGGAUUUGCGGGGGGCACCGGCCCCUUCCGGUUCACACCCAGCGCGGACUUCCCUGCCUACCCGCCCGCAGCCGCGGAGGGGCCCAACAUAGUGUGCAAAGCCUGCGGACUUUCAUUUUCAGUCUUCAGAAAGAAGCAUGUGUGUUGUGACUGCAAGAAGGAUUUCUGCUCUGUUUGCUCCGUCUUACAAGAAAACCUCCACCGCCGGUGUUGCACCUGUCACCUCCUGCGAGAGACAGCCUUCCAGCGGCCGCAGCUGAUGCGGCUGAAGGUGAAGGACCUGCGGCAGUACCUCAUCCUCCGAAACAUCCCCAUCGACACGUGCCGGGAGAAGGCAGACUUGGUGGAUCUAGUGCUGUGCCAUCAGGGCUUGGGCUCUGAGGACGAGCUGGACACGGGCAGCCUAAACUCCUCCCGCUCACAGACUUCUAGCUUUUUUACACAGUCAUUUUUAUCAAACUAUACGGACCGCUCUGCUACCGUUUCUUCCUUCCCAGGAGCGCUCAUGGAUGGUGAGCAGACCUCCAGAUCUGAGCUGCUGGCACAGGGACACAGUGACGCAGCCUCAGCAAACACAGGAGAUGACGACAACGAUGAAGAUGAAGAUGAAGAUGAAGAUGACGACGUGGAGGAGCAGACCCCCGGGCUCUCUGUGAAGAAAGUGAGGGCAUCGCUGUCGGACCUGUCAAGUCUGGACGGGGUGGAAGGGAUGAGCGUGCGUCAGCUGAAGGAAAUCCUGGCUCGGAAUUUUGUCAACUAUUCAGGCUGUUGUGAAAAAUGGGAGCUGGUGGAGAAAGUAAACCGGCUGUACAGAGAGAAUGAGGAAAACCAAAAGUCAUAUGAGGAGCGGCUGCAGCUGCAGGAUGAGGACGAUGACAGCCUGUGUCGGAUCUGCAUGGACGCCGUCAUCGACUGCGUGCUGCUGGAGUGCGGCCACAUGGUCACCUGCACACGCUGUGGCAAGCGCAUGAGUGAGUGCCCCAUCUGCCGGCAGUACGUGGUGCGGGCUGUGCAUGUGUUCAAGUCCUGAACGCCCUGCUCUCCUACCGUGGCGCCUGGCCCGAACCCUUGAGUGCAUAGGAGGAACUGGAAAUAACACUGCUCAAAGGCUAUUUUUUCACGAUUUUCAUUACUGGUGGGGACAGAGAGGCUCCUGGUGGGUGUGGGCUGUGGCCGGCGCUCCCUCGGCUGGGCCUUACCGGUCCCCAGGGCGCACUGGUGGCUGUGGUCAUGGCGUUGGUGUUGGCGCUGUGCUGUGGAGGUCUCGCCCUGCGCUCUUCCUCUCCAGCCUGUUUGAAGAAGCGUCUGUUCUUUGGUGAGGUGAGCGCACAGCUCACAGGAGCCGACCCCUCUCGUUCUUUUAGUCAAGUAUAUCUUAAUAAUGCUCACAUUUGAUGAAUGUACGUUUGCACAUUGUUGCUGUGUCCGCAUUUAAACAUCACUGGGGCAACCGACAUUCUGUAGUCCACUUGCCAGGGCCUUAGACUAAACAUGGCCAUUUUCGUUCAGCUUCAGCUUUUUAUAGCAAGGGCUGCUUCUAGCUUCUUACAUUAGAAGUGUGCGUGCUAAAUUCUUUAUUAAUGUGCAGUCCAUUUCCACUGUUUUGUAUAGUGAAGGUGUAUUUUUAGUGCUGCUAGCUAAUUUCAACUUUAGGAAUAAAAUUAGAUUAAAAAGA